AUGCAUUACCAGGAUUUAAUCGAUCUAGAAGAUCCAUUAAUCCCUCCUGUGGAUGAAGCCAGUGAUGCCGUAUAUCGAGCCAGUAAACUAGAUUUUAUAACAUCUACCAACAAACAACAACCAGAAGAAGAAUUGUCACAGGAAAUAGAAGAAAAUCAUGAUGAAAGCGAUAAACCCAAAACAACAAAUUGGUCUCUUUUAAGAGUUAUAGCUAGUGCACAUACUGGGUGGGUACGAUCACUCACUGUUGAUCCUGUUACCAAUAAAUGGUUUGUGACUGGAGGUUCGGAUUCCUUGAUCAAAGUGUGGGAUUUGGCAGACUCAUCAUUAAAAGCUACAAUAACAGGUCAUAUAAUGGCAGUACGAACCACUACAGUUUCAUCAAGAUUCCCAUAUUUAUUUUCAGGUUCAGAAGAUCGUACCGUAAGGUGUUUUGAUUUGGAAAGGUCUAAUUCCCCUCAAGGAUGUGAAAUUAGGAAAUAUCAUGGUCAUGUUGGAUCUAUAUUUACCAUGUCCCUUCAUCCAGAAUUAGAUAUUUUAGUCACUGGUGGGAGUGAUGCUGCAGCCAGAGUUUGGGAUAUACGAUCAAGAGUGGAGGUAAUGACAUUAGUUGGCCACAAGAAUGAUAUAACGUCUAUAAUAACUUCAGAGACUGAACCUCAAAUUAUCACCAGUUCAAUGGAUAACACUAUUAGAUUAUGGGACAUCAGAAAACAAUCAACUGCUUUAACUAUCACACAACAUUCUAAGAGUAUAAGAGCAAUGAUAGAACAUCCUAAAGAAUCAACAUUCACAUCCAGUGAUUCUUCAGGUUACAUCAAACAAUGGUUAACUACAGGUGAUCUUUUGAACGAGUUCAAAUCUCCAGGUAUCAUUAAUACUUUAGCUAUUAAUCACACUAACGAUAAUUUGUUCAGUGGUCAUCACGACGGGAAAUUCGAAAUCUUUGAUUAUAAAUCCGGUCGAUCAUUACAACAAUCACAAACCAUUCCAUCUCCAGGAUCCGAUCAACUGUCGAUAUAUUGUUCAUCGUUCGAUUUACUGGGAUUACGUCUUUUCACAGGUGAAAGCGAUCAUUCUAUUAAAAUCUGGGGUCAAUUGUAA
This is a messenger RNA of Yamadazyma jaroonii, 1104 nucleotides long. The record is from the annotation of a GenBank genome assembly. Lineage: Eukaryota; Fungi; Ascomycota; Pichiomycetes; Serinales; Debaryomycetaceae.